Molecule: messenger RNA, 1735 nt
Organism: Megalobrama amblycephala (Wuchang bream)
Lineage: Eukaryota; Metazoa; Chordata; Actinopteri; Cypriniformes; Xenocyprididae
Exons: 5
Coding region: 100-813 (237 amino acids)
Source: RefSeq, a predicted model, not a curated record
CUCCUCACUUCACUUUCUGCCUCCUCGACUUGCAGUCAGACAAUACAACUGUAGCUGACAAGAGAUUGCUGACUAGUAAAGGACCUGAGUGAGACCACAAUGAUUCCUAUUUUGAAGCUCUUGCUGGCUUUGGCCACAGUUUUGGGGGUUGUAGUCAGAGGUCAGAAUCUGAUAUGUGAUGGCAAUUUUGAGAGGAAUCAGCUUCAAAACGCCGCCCAGCAAGCACUAGAUGCCAUUGGUUCUACUCGCAGGGCGACUGCUUCUCACGAGCUAGCAGACCGGGGCCAGCAUGUCUUCAACAACAACCUCCUUAAGUUCCCCCGCAGUGUUCUGGAGGACCUGCUGAAAGAUGUGGGGGGCUACGAGCAGCUGAAUAACCUGAUAGAGGACCUGAAGCCCCUCAGCCAAACUCAACAAGAUGCAAUUAGCAAUAAAAUGGUGGCCCACUUCAGUCCGAAGGACGGUUAUGUGGAUUAUAAUGCAGCUGUGUACGGAGCGUAUGUGGAGGAGCUCCGAAAGGCACUUGUGGCAUACCUCAAGGGUUGUACAUCUAACAACCAAGGUGACAAAUACAAACUCCAUGAAAAGCGUUCGCGGGUGCAGUUCAUCGCCGAUGAGAUGGUGAACCGUAAUGUGUUUGUGGACCCAAUGGCCUGCGAUCACUGGCUGAAGAAGGACCAAAACAAACAUGCAAAACAGUUCAAUGAGAUCAGAGCUGCAUUGAAGAAAAUGAUCCAGAACAUCCUGAAGGACUUCAAAGAAGUGUCCAAAAAGAUCAAAGUCUUUCGUGAGGGAAACAGCUGUAGCAGCUAGAGACAUCAAGAGAUCUGUCUUCUGACCCGGAGUGAUCACUGGGAGGAGCUCUUCUUUCUGAAAUCAAUAAGCAAUGCUUUGGUUUUACCCACAUUCGCUUUUAAAUCACAUGAGCUAAUAAUAAUAAUAAUAAUAAUAAUAAUAAUAAUUUCAACUCUCUUUAGACCAGAUCAUUGCCUUGUUUAAUUAAACCCAACAGGGCUCUAUCAUCUAAAAACUCAAGUAUUUGACAAGAGACCGUACGAUGUCAUGGGACUCUUUUUAUAGUUAAAUAGGAAUAAUUGACCCAAAAAUGAGAAUCUGUUGAUACUUUACUCACUCUCAGACCAUUCAAGAUUUACAAACCCCAUUUCCACAGAAGAGGGACAUUAGAGAAAUUACAGUACACAAAAGAAAAGAUUGUAUGUUUGUAAUGUAUGAUGUGUUUUAUUUGUGUGUGUUUUGUGUUGAAGCCAAAGACAAAUUUAAACUCUCAGAACUGAGCCUUCAAUUACAAAUUCCCAAAUAUCCCAACUUUUCUGGAAAUGGGGUUUGCAGAAUAAGUUUUGUUUCAUGUAUUGAAGCAUUUCUUGUGAAGGAUCUAAGGAUUCUCAAUAGCCUACUUGAUUUAUAUCAUUUAUCAUUUAAUCAUUAUUAUUAUUAUUAUUAAUUGAUGUAAUUUUAUGUUUUCAUAUUUUAUCAUACUUAUUUCCUUUCUAUUGUUGUUUAAUCUUAUGAUUGUGUGGUUUGAAGGGAUGUUUGUCUUCAUGAGAAAGAGAAAAGAGAAUGUCUCCAUUUCAAGGUUUUUAACAUCACUGGACGAUAAUGUGAAGAAGUCAUUUUUCAUUGUUUUUCCUUUGGUAUAAUAAAACUUGGAUUUGUGCUGGUCAGACGAAACAUACGCAACUAAGAUUAUUCAAUAAAGUCUGCUCUUUUAUCAUCA